CCCCAUUCUCCCGCUUUCCAUCACCCCGCCCCAUAUUCCCGCUUUCCAUCACCCCGCCCCAUUCUCCCGCUUUCCAUCACCCUGCCCCAAUCUCCCGCUUUCCAUCACCCCACCCCAUUCUCCCUCCUUCCAUCACCCCGCCCCAUCCUCCCGCUUUCCAUCACCCCGCCCCAUUCUCCUGCUUUCCAUCACCCAGCCCCAUUCUCCCGCUUUCCAUCACCCCGCCCCAUUCUCCCGCUUUCCAUCACCCCGCCCCAUUCUCCCGCUUUCCAUCAUCCCGCCCUAUUCUCCCUCCUUCCAUCACCCCGCCCCAUUCUCCCGCUUUCCAUCACUCCGCCCCAUUCUCCCUCCUUCCAUCACCCCGCCCCAUUCUCCCUCCUUCCAUCACCCCGCCCCAUUCUCCCGCUUUCCAUCACCCCGCCCCAUUCUCCCACUUCCCACAACCCCACCCCAUUCUCCCGCCUUCUAUCACCCCGCCACAUUCUCCCACUUUCCAUCACCCCGCCCCCUUCUCUCUCCUUCCAUCACCCCGCCCCAUUUUCCCUCCUUCCAUCACCCCGCCCCAUUCUCCCGCUUUCCAUCAGCCCGCCCCAUUCUCCAGCUUUCCAUCACCCCUCCCCUUUCUCCCGCUUUCCAUCUCCCCGCCCCAUUCUCCCGCUUCCCAUCACCCCGCCCCAUUCUCCCGCUUUCCAUCACCCCGCCCCAUUCUUUCGCUUCCCAUCAUCCCGCCCCAUUCCCCCGCUUUCCAUCACCCCUCCCCAUUCUCCCUCCUUCCAUCACCCCGCCCCAUUCUCUCGCUUUCCAUCACCCCGCCCCAUUCUCCCGCUUUCCAUCACCCCGCCCCAUUCUCCCGCUUUCCAUCACCCCGCCCCAUUCUUCCUCCUUCCAUCAUCCCGCCCCAUUCUCCCGCUUUCCAUCACCCUGCUCCAUUCUCCCUCCUUCCAUCACCCCGCCCCAUUCUUCCUCAUUCCAUCACCCCGCCCCAUUCUCCCGCUUUCCAUCACCCCGCCCCAUUCUCCCGCUUCCCAUAACCCCACCCCAUUCUCCUGCUUUCCAUCACCACGCCACAUUUUCCCACUUUCCAUCACCCCGCCCCCUUCUCUCUCCUUCCAUCACCCCGCCCCAUUCUCCCUCCUUCCAUCACCCCGCCCCAUUCUCCCGCUUUCCAUCAGCCCGCCCCAUUCUCCCGCUUUCCAUCACCCCGCCCCUUUCUCCCGCUUUCCAUCACCCCGCCCCAUUCUCCCGCUUUCCAUCACCCCACCCCAUUCCCCAUUCUCCCGCUUUCCAUCACCCCGCCCCAUUCUCCCGCUUUCCAUCACCCCGCCCCAUUCUCCCGCUUUCCAUCACCCCGCCCCAUUCUCCCUCCUUCCAUCACCCGCCCCAUUCUCCCGCUUUCCAUCACCCCGCCCCAUUCUCCCUCCUUCCAUCACCCCGCCCCAUUCUCCCUCCUUCCAUCACCCCGCCCCAUUCUCCCGCUUUCCAUCACCCCGCCCUGUUCUCCCGCUUCCCAUAACCCCACCCCCUUCUCCCGCUUUCCAUCACCCCGCCACUUCUCCCGCUUUCUAUCACCCCGCCCCAUUCUCCCUCCUUCCAUCACCCCGCCCCAUUCUCCCCCUUUCCAUCACCCCGCCCCAUUCUCCCGCUUUCCAUCACCCCGCCCCAUUCUCCUGCUUUCCAUCACCCCGCCCCUUUCUCCCGCUUUCCAUCACCCCGCCCCAUUCUCCCGCUUACCAUCAUCCCGCCCCAUUCUCCCUCCUUCCAUCACCCCGCCCCAUUCUCCCGCUUUCCAUCACUCCGCCCCAUUCUCCCUCCUUCCAUCACCCCGCCCCAUUCUCCCUCCUUCCAUCACACCGCCCCAUUCUCCCGCUUUCCAUCACCCCGCCCCAUUCUCCCGCUUCCCAUAACCCCACCCCAUUCUCCCGCUUUCCAUCACCCCGCCACAUUCUCCCACUUUCCAUCACCCCGCCCCCUUCUCUCUCCUUCCAUCACCCCGCCCCAUUCUCCCUCCUUCCAUCACCCCGCCCCAUUCUCCCGCUUUCUAUCAGCCCGCCCCAUUCUCCCGCUUUCCAUCACCCCUCCCCUUUCUCCCGCUUUCCAUCUCCCCGCCCCAUUCUCCCGCUUUCCAUCACCCCGCCCCAUUCUCCCGCUUUCCAUCACCCCGCCCCAUUCUUCCGCUUCCCAUCAUCCCGCCCCAUUCCCCCGCUUUCCAUCACCCCUCCCCUUUCUGCCUCCUUCCAUCACCCCGCCCCAUUCUCUCGCUUUCCAUCACCCCGCCCCAUUCUCCCGCUUUCCAUCACCCCGCCCCAUUCUCCCGCUUUCCAUCACCCCGCCCCAUUCUUCCUCCUUCCAUCACCCCGCCCCAUUUUCCGCUUUCCAUCACCCCGCCCCAUUCUCCCUCCUUCCAUCACCCCGCCCCAUUCUCCCUCAUUCCAUCACCCCGCUCCAUUCUCCCGCUUUCCAUCACCCCGCCCUAUUCUCCCGCUUCCCAUAACCCCACCCCAUUCUCCCGCUUUCCAUCACCCCGCCACAUUUUCCCACUUUCCAUCACCCCGCCCCCUUCUUUCUCCUUCCAUCACCCCGCCCCAUUCUCCCUCCUUCCAUCACCCCGCCCCAUUCUCCCGCUUUCCAUCAGCCCGCCCCAUUCUCCCGCUGUCCAUCACCCCGCCCCUUUCUCCCGCUUUCCAUCACCCCGCCCCAUUCUCCCGCUUUCCAUCACCCCGCCCCAUUCUCCCGCUUUCCAUCACUCCGCCCCAUUCUCCUGCUUUCCAUCACCCCGACCCAUUCUCCCACUUUCCAUCACCCCGCCCCAUUCUCCCUUCUUCCAUCACCCCGCCUCAUUCUCCCUCCUUCCAUCACCCCGCCCCAUUCUCCUGCUUUCCACCACCCCGCCCCAUUUUUCCUCUUUCCAUCACCCCGCCCCAUUCUCCCGCUUUCCAUCACCCUGCCCCAAUCUCCCGCUUUCCAUCACCCCGCCCCAUUCUCCCUCCUUCCAUCACUUCGCCCCAUUCUCCCUCCUUCCAUCACCCCGCCCCAUUCUCCCUUCUUCCAUCACCCCACCCCAUUCUCCCGCUUUCCAUCACCCCGCCACAUUUUCCCACUUUCCAUCACCCCGCCCCCUUCUUUCUCCUUCCAUCACCCCGCCCCAUUCUCCCUCCUUCCAUCACCCCGCCCCAUUCUCCCGCUUUCCAUCAGCCCGCCCCAUUCUCCCGCUGUCCAUCACCCCGCCCCUUUCUCCCGCUUUCCAUCACCCCGCCCCAUUCUCCCGCUUUCCAUCACCCCGCCCCAUUCUCCCGCUUUCCAUCACUCCGCCCCAUUCUCCCGCUUUCCAUCACCCCGACCAAUUCUCCCACUUUCCAUCACCCCGUCCCAUUCUCCCUUCUUCCAUCACCCCGCCUCAUUCUCCCUCCUUCCAUCACCCCGCCCCAUUCUCCUGCUUUCCACCACCCCGCCCCAUUUUUCCUCUUUCCAUCACCCCGCCCCAUUCUCCCGCUUUCCAUCACCCUGCCCCAAUCUCCCGCUUUCCAUCACCCCGCCCCAUUCUCCCUCCUUCCGUCAGCCCGCCCCAUUCUCCCGCUUUCCAUCACCCCUCCGCUUUCUCCCGCUUUCCAUCUCCCCGCCCCAUUCUCCCGCUUUCCAUCACCCCGCCCCAUUCUCCCGCUUUCCAUCACCCCGCCCCAUUCUUCCGCUUCCCAUCAUCCCGCCCCAUUCCCCCGCUUUCCAUCACCCCUCCCCUUUCUUCCUCCUUCCAUCACCCCGCCCCAUUCUCUCGCUUUCCAUCACCCCGCCCCAUUCUCCCGCUUUCCAUCACCCCGCCCCAUUCUCCCGCUUUCCAUCACCCCGCCCCAUUCUUCCUCCUUCCAUCACCCCGCCCCAUUCUCCCGCUUUCCAUCACCCCGCCCCAUUCUCCCUCCUUCCAUCACCCCGCCCCAUUCUCCCUCAUUCCAUCACCCCGCUCCAUUCUCCCGCUUUCCAUCACCCCGCCCUAUUCUCCCGCUUCCCAUAACCCCACCCCAUUCUCCCGCUUUCCAUCACCGCGCCACAUUUUCCCACUUUCCAUCACCCCGCCCCCUUCUUUCUCCUUCCAUCACCCCGCCCCAUUCUCCCUCCUUCCAUCACCCCGGCCCAUUCUCCCGCUUUCCAUCAGCCCGCCCCAUUCUCCCGCUGUCCAUCACCCCGCCCCAUUCUCCCGCUUUCCAUCACCCUGACCCAUUCUCCCUCCUUCCAUCACCCCGCCCCAUUCUCCCUCCUUCCAUCACCCCGCCCCAUUCUCCCGCUUUCCAUCACCCCGCCCCAUUCUCCCGCUUUCCAUCACCCCGCUCCAUUCUCCCGCCUUCCAUCAUCCCGCCCCAUUCUCCCGCUUUCCAUCACCCCGCCCCAUUCUCCCGCUUUCCAUCACUCCGCCCCAUUCUCCCGCUUUCCAUCACCCCGACCCAUUCUCCCACUUUCCAUCACCCCGCCCCAUUCUCCCUCCUUCCAUCACCCCGCCCCAUUCUCCCGCUUUCCAUCUCCCCGCCCCAUUCUCCCACUUUCCAUCACCCCGCCCCAUUUUCCCGCUUUCCAUCACCCCGCCCCAUUCUUCCGCUUCCCAUCAUCCCGCCCCAUUCCCCCGCUUUCCAUCACCCCACCCCAUUCUCCCUCCUUCCAUCACCCCGCCCCAUUCUCCCGCUUUCCAUCACCCCGCCCCAUUCUCCCGCUUUCCAUCACCCAGCCCCAUUCUCCCGCUUUCCAUCACCCCGCCCCAUUCUCCCGCUUUCCAUCACCCCGCCCCAUUCUCCCGCUUUCCAUCACCCCGCCCCAUUCUCCCUCCUUCCAUCACCCCGCCCCAUUCUCCCGCUUUCCAUCACCCCGCCCCAUUCUCCCUCCUUCCAUCACCCCGCCCCAUUCUCCCUCCUUCCAUCACCCCGCCCCAUUCUCCCGCUUUCCAUCACCACGCCCUGUUCUCCCGCUUCCCAUAACCCCACCCCCUUCUCCCGCUUUCCAUCACCCCGCCACAUUCUCCCGCUUUCUAUCACCCCGCCCCAUUCUCCCUCCUUCCAUCAACCCGCCCCAUUCUCCCCCUUUCCAUCACCCCGCCCCAUUCUCCCGAUUUCCAUCACCCCGCCCCAUUCUCCCGCUUUCCAUCACCCCGCCCCUUUCUCCCGCUUUCCAUCACCCCGCCCCAUUCUCCCGCUUACCAUCAUCCCGCCCCAUUCUCCCUCCUUCCAUCACCCCGCCCCAUUCUCCCGCUUUCCAUCACUCCGCCCCAUUCUCCCUCCUUCCAUCACCCCGCCCCAUUCUCCCUCCUUCCAUCACCCCGCCCCAUUCUCCCGCUUUCCAUCACCCCGCCCCAUUCUCCCGCUUCCCAUAACCCCACCCCAUUCUCCCGCUUUCCAUCACCCCGCCACAUUCUCCCACUUUCCAUCACCCCGCCCCCUUCUCUCUCCUUCCAUCACCCCGCCCCAUUCUCCCUCCUUCCGUCAGCCCGCCCCAUUCUCCCGCUUUCCAUCACCCCUCCGCUUUCUCCCGCUUUCCAUCUCCCCGCCCCAUUCUCCCGCUUUCCAUCACCCCGCCCCAUUCUCCCGCUUUCCAUCACCCCGCCCCAUUCUUCCGCUUCCCAUCAUCCCGCCCCAUUCCCCCGCUUUCCAUCACCCCUCCCCUUUCUUCCUCCUUCCAUCACCCCGCCCCAUUCUCUCCCUUUCCAUCACCCCGCCCCAUUCUCCCGCUUUCCAUCACCCCGCCCCAUUCUCCCGCUUUCCAUCACCCCGCCCCAUUCUUCCUCCUUCCAUCACCCCGCCCCAUUCUCCCGCUUUCCAUCACCCCGCCCCAUUCUCCCUCCUUCCAUCACCCCGCCCCAUUCUCCCUCAUUCCAUCACCCCGCUCCAUUCUCCCGCUUUCCAUCACCCCGCCCUAUUCUCCCGCUUCCCAUAA
Molecule: messenger RNA, 5907 nt
Organism: Closterium sp. NIES-65
Lineage: Eukaryota; Viridiplantae; Streptophyta; Zygnematophyceae; Desmidiales; Closteriaceae
Source: the annotation of a GenBank genome assembly